Messenger RNA from Cladocopium goreaui, 14478 nucleotides. The record is from the annotation of a GenBank genome assembly. NCBI's taxonomy places the organism in Eukaryota, Dinophyceae, Suessiales, Symbiodiniaceae.
AUGGGUCGAUGGCUACGUAGAAUGGUGCGGGGGCUUAGUCUCUGCGUGUACUAUCUGACGGGAUGGUUCAUUCUCAGACAACUCUGGGCAAAGCGGACGCCACCCAGAACCAUAGUCGAAGGAGCCGUCGUCAGACCCUUGGAUGCGGAAUCUGAAUCUGAAGUAGAGGUACAAGAUGACCCUUGUGAGGCCGUAUUAGUCGGUUUGGAACAUGGAGGCAAACCGAGAGCAUUGGCCACAGACCCAUGUGCAGAUCGGGCUAUCGGAGAGCCGGUCCGGCUCCUGGAGAGGGACAGAGAACUCUCUGACGUCAAAAGGAGAUCCUCCGUCAGGCUUUGCGACCAUCAUCGGCAGCUCUACGUGGCGGCAUGUUCAAGCCGAAAAUGCAGCGUGUUGGCUUGCUACGAACAGGUUGAUGGUGCCAAACAGGGAGUUCCCCUCUGCAAGCACCACCUGACGGACCUUGGUGGUUGUGCUCGCCCUACCCGCAGGGUUAGCUGGACACAUGAGAGAGAUAGCUCCAUUGCACGAUCCGAGGCAUCUAUGUCCGAAGGAGAAUGCCUCACCCCUGCACGAAGAAGCCGCCGGAUCAUCUUUGACGGCGCUGAACGACUUGGGCCCAGGGCUGCUUCGGCCGAUCCUAGUGAAUCCCAGAAGAAGAUUGAAGGCAAGCUUGAGAAGGGCCCGUGCAUGGUGCUCCUCAGACCAAAGUCAUUACAAACCGCGGAGGCCCCACCCAGGUGGACUGCAUGGUUGGGGCGCAUCGAGGGGUUCGCCGAAGAAGGGCGCAGCCAGGAGCUGCUCGAAGUCCACAUCCCUUCCUUGAAGCAAACGUGUGUGAUCCACAGAAGGCUGUUGAAAGGGUCCCCUCGAGACAACGGGGCGGGUCGAAUUAGUAAGCAUUGGGUGCAGAAGUUCCUUCAGCAUACCCAUGACGAAGAAGUCGGCCAAGGGAUAUCGGUCUUGGUCGCGCGCCUGUCCGAAGACCAAGCAGCGGCCCUGAAUGCCUGGGACGGUGAGGUGACGGAUGAAGGAGCGAAGCCAAGUAAAGCCUGGCAGGGGAGACUCUACCGGGAGAUCCUCCCACAUGCUGAUGCAUAUUUGCGUGAAGAAGCUGAGAUGUCCGACGACUUUAUGACACCGCCAAAGCCGAAAGUCGAGCUGGAAGAGGGUGCGGGACCGGCGAUUCCACCCUUCCCAGACCUAGAUGAUUCAGAUCGCCAGGGAAGAAUGGAGGCGGCUCGAAGAGCUCUUGACCAGCACAUUGAGGGAGAGAUAGAUUCCGAAGUGUUGCAGACCGUGGCCACUGCCUUCGACCUAGAUCAUGAGCAACUGGCUCAGUCGAUGUAUGCGAGGAAUCACCGCCUUAGCUACUCGAAGCCAACGACACCACCAGGAUUGGGAGCCGACCAAAGCGAAAUGGAGUUUGCAAGAAGACCCGUGACGGCAACUAUGCCAGGAGGAGUGACCGUAAAGCCAGCAGUCCCCCGGCCGGCGAAUCCACUUCUGCCGAGGAGCUCCUCCUCAAUCCCCCCGGUCCAGAGAGGUGGAUUGUCGCUCUUUCCCAAGGGGUCAGGCGGUCGAAACAGUCUCGUGAAACCAGCAUCGGAGCAGAUGCCGGAUGGCAGAGCAGGAGCCACGUUCGGAGAAGCCCUCGGAGACAGCACACAAGUCCAGAGCGCGGACCGCAUCAUUCACGCCAUCGACGGUCUGAGAAGAGCACAGGAUGACGACAAAAACCUCACGAAAGGGACCUUGAGUUCUAUCAAAGAGGCGGAGAAGAUGGACGUCUUCCUGGCACGAGGCUGUGGCACCCUGACCGUUGAACUCGCACCGGGAGUGUACGGGAAGGAACUUUUCCACGCGGGGAAAAGGGUGGCAAAUCACGCUCGCCAUAUGCUGCACUUGAUCAAAUGGCCGGUGCUGAUGACCAACAGGGUCCUACUUGGCAUCGCUGGUCUGUGGUGGGGUGGCAAAGACACCUAUACCUUGCACGCAAGUGACUGCGUUACCGCUCGGUCCGAGCAGUUGGACAGUUGGAAUCCGUCCUCCGACAACAAGAUCGAAAAUCGCAUGAGACCACCAGGAGUCUUCAACACUUGGCUCAGGUACGCGGAAAACUCAGUUCGCGUGUUUGGAUCCUGCUAUGGUACAGAGCAUAUCCAAGAAAGGCUCGAUUGUCUCCAAGCCCUGAAGGAGGCCCAUGAAGAAGACGAGCAUGCCUUCCCAGCUGCCUACUGCAUCGAGCUCUUUGAGGAACUUGUCGCGGCUUGGUGCGAAGAACUGCGAGAAAGCAGAAGGAAACUCUGCUCUCUGCUGGGGACCGAAAAUCCACGGCUUGAAGACCUGAAGCUGCUAGCUUUGGCGCCGGGAGCGGAUGGGCAAGCAAACUUCCAGUUUCCAAGCAUAUGGGAUCUGGGCGACCCGAACGGAUAUUACCAGACAGUUGUGGUACCCAGGCAGCAAAGGCAAAUGUCGAGGCUGCUCCACAAGCAGCUGCACGACCACAACCUCAAGCAGAAGAAGACAGCUGGUCCAGCUGAAGAUGAAGAGCCAAGGACAGGGAAAGCCCCAAAGCUUAACCUGAAAGACAAAGAGGCCGAUGGAUAUGCGGGCGGCAGCAUGAAAUCAGCCUACCCAGCUGGAAAACGGCUUACACAAGGAGAAGCUUCACGGUCCGUGGAGCACGCACCUAAGGAUCCCAAGACCAACAAACCUAUCUGCUGGGAUGCGGCCACACACAUGGGAUGCACAAGAGGCGACAAGUGCCAGCACGCGCACGAGCCUUUGCCGGGAUUGGCCAAACUUGACUACACAGUUGCCAUGCAGGUCAUUCGAAGAGGAGGACUCAAAGGUGGGCCGAAAAUCGAUCCCAAAGAGGUCGACGGAAGGGUCGCUCAGCUGCGAACCCAGGCAGCGGCGGAUAAGGCCGACAAGAUCCAACCUAGCAAGAAAGCGAAAGUCAAGCCCAAGCCAAAGGCCAAAGCUGGGAAGGAAGCUGAGGGUAAAGCUGAAGAAGACAAGGUUGGGAACACCCAGUGGGUCGCACCUGAAGACUAUGAUAUCCCUCUGACCCAUCUCGAGACUGACUUGCAAGAGGCGGUUCAGGGCCCAGAUGAGGGCUGGCUGCGAAUACCCUCACAACCCACUGAGCAAGAAGCCGCUCCGGCUUGGGAUGACCAGAGCCAAGAGGAGCGGGAAAGGCUGAAACGAUGGAAGUCGCUGGAGGAGAAAGGGGUUCUGGCGGCCUUGGAGUCGCCCACGGAUUAUCUCAGGUCCCAUGUGAUUGCACGCAUGAUGGCAGCACAAGAUGAAGGAUAUGAACUGGAGCUGAACCGGUGUCUCGAAGAUGCGGCAGAACAUGGACAUCCCGCGCUCUCUAAGGAAGCCGGACGUCAACUUGAGCUCCUCAAGCACGAGCCAAAAGCGGGUCACCAAGCGGAUGUCGAAUUUACGCCCAUCACAUGGGACGAGGGUAUUGGUCAUGGCCUGUUGAACUUUCAAGGAAACUUGUCGCAUAUCGGCUCAGUCACGGUCCGUGACUACCAGGAUCGCUUGAACGCAAAAGACAGCGAGGUCCCACUGCAAGACGGGCAGUUGGAAGAAGAGCGCCAAUGCCUGCCUCUUCAUGUGGGUGUCGGGUUAGCGUUGGCCGAUGAUCCAUCUGUAGAACUACGAGAGGCCGUAGCCAGAGCCAACCAGUUGAGAAAACAUCUCUGGGAUGAAGCAGUGGAGGCUCACGCACACCUUGGCGAUCCGCCAGCGUGGAUACCUGAGGGCGAGCACUUCUUGCGUCAAAACGUCCAUGAUUGCCUCUAUCCUCACCACGAGAAAGACUACCGCGCCUUGCAAACCCUCACAGGAUCCAUGCUGCAAGGAUACACGUUGGCGGUCCUCAGGAUUUCCUAUUUUGGUCGGUUGGAGGUCGACUUGCUCCACGGAGAUGAUGCUGGCAAUGGGAAGCUAGUUUUCGUUACCAUCCACCGGGGGCAUAUGCGCCUGCUUCUUCCACAACAGCCCCAGCAGCUGUUGGAUCACCUGAGGACUGCAGACAAGGUCACCAGGGAACUUCAGGUUGAACAUUGGAGGGUGAUCUUGGACCAGAGCAAAGUGGAGGAUCAGAUGGUUCCAGCCAAGUCCCCCGCCUGCACAAGAUGCCAGCAACAGCAGCAAAGGCCUUAUCGUGUUGGUGAAGGAUUCCCGUUGCCACCGGCUUCAUUUGAGUCCUGCUUGCAGGAUGAUCCACAGGCUCUUCAAAACAGCGGUGUGCCUCUGCGAAAAAGGCUCGCCUUCGCCUAUGGGCCAAUUGGUCAAGAGGUGUACGCUGGAUGGGCAGGAUGGACCAAGGGGCUUCAGUACCAGGGGAUCCCGUGCGGAGAACCCAUUGAAUACUAUGAGGACCCGAUCGAGCAAAAGGGCUUUAAGCCGCAGCAUGAUACCCGUGACCCGAAGGUCCGAGAACGAUUGCUGGGAUUAGCUGGUGCUCCACCAGGGCCCGAUGUCCCCAACACUUGGCAGCUUGGAGUCGUUUGUACUUCCUUCUGCGACCACCAGCUGAAGAACGGUGGCAGCAGGACCUGGCAACGCCCACAAGGCGACGGCACUCGUCCCUCUGAAGUUCAAGGAAAUGAAGACGCAGAGUUCGCAGCCGAACUUUGUACGGUUCUGGCGGACAACGGAAGAGUCUUCGCAUUGGAGAGUAGCGCGCCGUCGGGCCGCUACCCCAAGAUAUGGGACCUGCCUUGUAUGCAGAGGCUCCGCCGCCGCACCGGCGCAAAAAUUGUCUCUAUGGCUAUGUGCGCUUGGGGUCUGGGACCGCCUGAGACUGAGGCAGUGCCCAGGAGUCGGCCCGACUCACCAGCACGCACCCUUGAGGGACCCAGUCCAAUUCCUCAAGUACCUCUCACUCGACUGGCACAGCAAUACGCACCAGCUUUGUGUGCAGCCUGGGGUCUGGUAGUCCGAGCAGCUUUUGAAGAAUGGAGCUGGACAACAUAUCUGCAAGAGCACAGCGUGCUCAAAGCCCUAGAGAAAUGUUGGACCGAACUGGACGCACCCCCUUGGCCGGCUGAUCCAGCCAAUACGUUGGAGCGAACCCUUGGCCAACAUUUGGCACCGGUGGUUGCUGGCCAAGCGGAUGGACCAGGCCUCCCACAUGGCUACACCUGUUCAGGAUGCGAACUCCAACAGAUGGUCUACCCUUGUACGUUUUGUGGGGGGGAGGGGUCUGUUUCCGAUCCCGAAAAGCAAGCUGAGGGGCAGGGCACAAGGGCAGGCAGCGUGGACGACGCCAAUGGCCAAAGCACUGCUGAGAAAUACUUGGAGGUAUGCCAGAGUGCUUACAGCAAGGAGGCAGUGAGAAAAGCCACAGAGGCAGGAAAUGCGUUGUUGAGGGCCGCCGGCUCGGUGCCAAGAGCAGCUGAAUUAGUCAACAAAGCGAGGCUGAGGAAGUAUGGGGAACACUUCCAGAAGGCAAAGGAAGGAGCACUGAAAGGGCUCAGCCCCCUACACGAGCAAUACUUGAAAGACUGUGUGCUCAAGGGCGUGCCCAGCCGAGCUAAGAGUACCCCCAAGAGCGUCAGGGGGCACGAGGAAGAGAUGCUGCAGAAGGCAUGGAAAGACGCAUCUUAUGGGGCGGUACUUCUGUGUUCCACAGAGACCGAGGACCAAGAAGAAAAUCGGCAAAUCGACCAGAUACUGACCGAGAGCAAGGUGGCCGAGAGCCCUCUCGGCCGAGUGCCCAAGCAAAACCCCGACAGAACCAUCUCAGCGGAAGGUCGUCCCAUCAACGAUAUGCGAGCCAGGAAUGCUUCGGGCUCCAAAUACGACCACCCACCCGCCGCUCAGCCUAGGCACAGAGCAGUGGUCAGGCAAAGCCUUUGGUGGAGGGUGCGACACCCGAAGGUUCCACAGAGGUGUGCGAAACGCGACGUGCCAAGGGCUUUCAAGUGGCACUUCCUCAAGCCGGGCGAUGUCCCUGAAUUCUGCACGAGGAUUCUAGGUGUGCUGAUCCUGAGUCUGGUGAUGGUGUUCGGUUGGGUAGGAGCGCCAGGGGAGUUCGUGAUAUGGGCCACCGCAGCCCAAAAGCACCACGGGUCGUUCCGACCAUGCCAUCCUCAAUUCAACGAUGUGGUUCCCUACACCAGCCGAUGGCUGAUGGAUGACGGCGUGGUGGUAGAGCCACUAGUGGGGAAUAGGAUCCAGAGAUCCCUGUCAGCAAUGGAUGCAGCUAUGGUAUCAGUCUGGGGCCCUGGAGCCAUCAAUCUCGACAAGCUCGCCGAAGAAGGCACCCCGGCAAAAUCCCAGCUCCUGUGGGGCCUCCACCUAGACUUUGAAGAACAGGUUGUGGUCCUCCCGGAACCGAAGCGAAUAAAGGCGAAGCAUCUCCUAAGAGAGCCUCAGCUUCAAAGGGGGUGCCAACGAGUUCGUACCAAGCUGCUCCGAGAACUGGCAGGGACAGCGCAGUAUUGGGCCGUCUCCGCCCGGAGAUUGGGCUCCGAGAGUGAGCUAGAGGCUGCCUGGGCUGAGUUCUGGGAUGCGCUCGAUUGGGUUCGCCUCCAGAUGGAAAAGCCUUGGGGAACCAGUUUCAGAGCAGCUUUCGGCAAGCUCCUGCCGUUAAGGGAAAGGCUCGCACUCCCUGGCAUGGCCGCUUCGGCCCGAUUCGUUGGAGGAGAUGCCACGCUAACCAGGCUCGGAAGCACUGAUUGGAAGGAUAGAUGCUACCACAUGGCGGACAGCAGCAGAUACGUCAGGGCCGUGAGCGAAGUCGUAGGGGGCGGAGAUCACUUGGAGAUCAUCGGAGUGAUGGAGCUUCUGACGUUCAUUGUCCUGGCAGCGGCGCGGAAGGAAACCUGGCAGGGGCAACUGAUCCUUUAUGUGACUGACAACAUGAAUGUCAAAGCAUGGUUACGUACCAGGCGCGCUUCAAACAGAUACGUGAGGGCGCUCUUGCUGCUGCUCCAGCGGCUCGAAGCGGAGAAUAGCUUCACUGUCGAUGGAGCGUACGUCCGUACCUACCACAAUACUCUCAACGACUGGCUGACAAGGGAGGAUGAAGACAAGGUCCAUGCGGAAAUGGAAAGCAGUGGCUGGACCCGCCUCGAGCUCAAUGAGGACUGGGAAGGACUCCUGCGAGAAGCCAUGCGCCCCACGUUGAAGCUACCAGGGGAGAAGGGCCCGAGUGCAGCUUUAGCCAUUCAGCUGGCCAACGAACAGCAAACCGUGCAUGCCUUCCCCGCCAAGAUCGAACCAAAGCCAUUCAAAGGGGGACUCCACCAAAUCCGGCUAGGGUCGGAACUACUGACGUUCGAGCUGGGGUGGGCCAAGGGCGGAGGAUCGAUCGCAAGCCAGGCGCAAGCUGACUGGAUCGUCUGUGUUCUCACUCAAGACCCAAAAGGGCGGGAGGCAGACAUCCUUCUAAAAACCCUCGCCAGAACUGAUUGGAGAGGACGACUUAUCGUUGACCAGCCCAGGGAGCUCUCUGAAACCAGCCGAAAUCGCCUGAUGCAGCUUCAGGUUCAAUGGGGUCAGGCACAAGUGGUCGACUAUCAGACUUCACACCACGGCAGCUUCUUUGCCAGGGCCAGAAGACUUUGGCUUUUUGGAGGAACGGCCGACGAAAAGGAGAGAGUUCAAGCAUGGCGAGUUGCACAAGUCAACGAGUGUCAGAUGUUACCUCUGCGAUCCGCAGAGGAGUCAGGUAAGGGAUUAUGCCCGCCCGACUACCUUUUCACGAGAGAACCAAACCUCAUCACCACCGGAGACAAGUGGCUUCCAAAACCAGUCGGCCACUUGGUUGACGUGCGCGCCGGCAGCAGGCACCUGGUCCAUAGCACACGGGGCCCAGCUUGCGGACCUAGGCUCACAGGUGAGCGUCUCAAGAUCCCAGGAGGCACCCUGUUGGAAGAUGGGACGGGUCUGGUCCGUCCUCUCCUCCCAGAAGAGGUGUGGGAAAUGCAAGGGGGCCUCGCAGAGGAUUGGCGUUCCGCCGACUCGAAGAAAAAGGAUCGCAUGAUAGCAGCUGCAGUCCGGGAGCCAGGCUGGCAAGUGGCUAUGAGUCUCAUGCAGGCUCUGACUGGAACCGAUGGGAAGGCAGGAGUCCUGGACCCCGAUGAGAUCCAAGCCCACGAGCAACUAGAGGUCUGGCUGCGAGCGUGGGGGAGGAACCCGAAGGCUCCCUCUUCCGAGCUUUUCCUUACUUCGUGGAAAGAGCCACGUGUGGCAGUGGCACCCACUCAUGAGUUCGUGGGAGCGACAACCCAGGCGAAAGCAGGCGGAGGCAAACGCACCACCGUGAAGCCAGCACUCAGUGAAGUGGAGAGGGUCUAUGCAUCAGGCUGGAAGCAAUGGGCGUUGUACAAUGCCAGCUCGGGCACUCACCCGUUCCUUGACGGAGAAGAGCGCUCCGCUCGGACUGAAGACGAUACCCUGAUCCACUGGUCGGGCGACCUCGGUUGUGGGCAGCGGUUGCGGGUCUACAACGUUGGGAAGGUCCUACAGCCCCAUCGGUGGCGCAGCCCUGAAGACGAGGCGCCUUUGUUCCGCUAUGAAGUAUCGUUUGCAGUGAAGGCUGGUGCUAUGGAUGCUACUGAUGAAAGUGCCGAUGGGGGACGAAAGCCAGCAGCUCCAGAUCGAGCCAAUGCAGCGAACCUCUUUGUAGCAGCUCACCCAGGACUAGAUCUUUAUCAAUUCCUGGGUGUUCCACCCGGUGCGACUCCAGCUCAGGUGCUCACCGCAUAUCGUCGCAGGUCCCGUGAGACUCAUCCAGACCGCUUUGCAACUGCUGGGGAAGAUGUCCAGAAAGCCAAAGGAGAGGAGUUUAAGAUGUUGGGAAUGGUCCGAGAGAUCCUCUUGGAUCCACUGAUGGCCACUCAAUACAUGAGGUGGAGACAAGAGCAAAUUGCUGCAAAGCAUGGGCGAGGCCGUUCCCCAGUUGUUCCAGCUGGUGUCUAUGCCAAGCAAGCUUCAUCAUUCCAACAAGCCAGAUCAAGUUUUGAUCGGUCCUCCACUCCUGCUGGCGCAGGAGCCAGCAGCUCGGGAGGAGCAGGCCGGGAGGUGCCUCGUAAACCGCCCCCCCCUUCACAGGGAUAUCCUGGAGGAGGAGCGCAAGGAGGACCGCCCCCAGCCAAAGCCCCUCCUGCUCCAGCAGGGACCGCGCAAAAGCCAAGGAAACCUCCACCGCCCGCGAAUCCGCCUACUCCGAGCUCAAGUGCGAAGCCAAGGAAAGCACCGCCACCAAGAAAUGAUGAUGGGAGGCCCAGAGGACCUACCACCCCACCAAUGCAAAAAAUGGCACCCACGCAAGCUAUUCCAAAGGGAGCACCGCCAACACCGGCCAAGCAUUUCCCCAGGGCGACCCAACCAUACACUGGAGGGGGCAUGGUGGGCGAUUUGCGAGUUCCUCGCAUCGCACUGGCAGAUGCAGGGGUGAAACGAUCAGACGCUCCGUCUGAGUCUUGGUGGUCAGAGACGUCAUCCAGAUAUAGGGCCCCUUCGAGCUGGUUGGAGCCCGGGUCUGAGCCUUGGGUCGAAGAUGACCUUCCACCGGAGAGCACCGUCCCAGACAACGAGGAUGACUAUGUGUAUGUUGAGGUGGAAGCUGAAGACGAUGACAUGGACAUCCUCCAAGACCACCAAUUCGAUGAAGAAGAUUGGGACGAGCCGGCAUGGGAAGAGCUCCCUGAGGAGGGGACCGGGUCUGAGCAAGUCUUCCAAACCUUCGAUCAAGCCGUGAUGCAAGGACUGCUCCAGUUCAUGGAUUUCGUGAACAGAGGACGGGCCAAGAUGCUGAUUGAAGAUGCUCCACCUAUGACUUCUGUCCCAAGAGAGGUGGCUCCGCCGCCACUUCCAAAGCCAGCUCAUCCAGAACAGGUACCUGAGCCAAAGGAGCCGCCGAAAGCCCUAGCCCCCAAACCAGUGAACCACUUUGGGUUUGACGAGUCUGAAGUCGACUAUGGUGAUGACGAUGAUCGAACCCCUGAGGAGAAGGCAGAAGAUGAGGAGCUGCUCGAGAAGACCAAGACGAAAGUGGAAGCUUUCCUGCGAGCACCCCCAGAGAUGAGGAAGACGCUUCGCUCCCAAGCAUGGAAGCGGUGCAAGAGCAAACUGGAGGAGCUCAACUUUGAGUUCAGCACUCGUCCACUGCCCGAAAUGCACCCAGGCAAAUUCGAGAAGGAUCUCAAGGAUGGCUUCACCUAUGCGGAGGCCAAACAACGCCAAAAGGGCCGGCAACGGGCCGCCCGACAUCAGCGAGCCUUGGCUGAAAUGGAGGGUGCCUCCUUUGAGGAUUUCCCGAAAUCCUGGUCACAUGGGUAUUCCAAGCAAGUCCUGAAGCCGGGUUUCCUCGAAGAGAAGAACAAGGAGCGGGCCCGCCGAAAAGCUACAAAGGCCAACUAUCGAUCCGAUAGAUCACGCAGCACUCCACCACCUCGCCAGUCAGCUGCUCCAGCUGCUGCAUCCAACCAGGCUGAAGCUGAAAGCACGGCCAACUGGGAAGCAGGAAGUCAAUGGCACGACUGGCAAGCGAGACGCAGCAGUGAGUGGCAACGGCAUCAACCAGAUGUCACACAACGGAGAGAUGCAAAUGCCGCAGACGAUGACAACUGGGGCAACUGGACCAGAGAUGGGCAACGAGGCAGCAACCAAGAUGGCUGGUCCAGCUAUGACUAUGGAAACCAUCAGGAUCGACAGUGGAACCAGUGCUUUGAAGCAAAGUUCAAGACAGAGGAGAAGUUCAACCGAGCAUGCGAAGUUGACCCCACCGUUGGUCACAAGUUUCAGGACAUUCGCUCUGGGAUUAUCAAAAUGAAGAUUCAGAACCCCAAGAUGAAGUUCAGAGUCGAAAUGAACAUUGGCUGUUUGGAGACCAUCACAACCAAUGAGAAGAGUACACAAGGACUUAAGGCCAACAAAUCAUUUUUCGUCGAGCUUGAAGCCUACCGUGCAGAAUAUGGGGAACCUGAACCGCAUCAAGUCACCACCGACUACCUUCCUUGUGGUACCAAAGUGUAUGGAGUGAACGUGAGUCUUGGCAAAUCAGGAUGGUGGAAGAGGAUUGACAAACGUACGAAUCAAGUGAAACGGGAAGCACAGUUGGUAGAGGAAUCAGCAGUUGACCCCACCGGAGAAGCACUUGACAAUAUCCAGUCGGCUGCCAAACGAGCCGUUCUACGAAAACGCGAAGCCAAUGUGACUGAGCUGGACUUGGACUUCGAUGAUGACGCUGGCACCACAUUGUCGAAAUCAGAUCUCGCUAUCUUGGAGUCCUACAACAACAAGCUCAAGCCGCUUCGUGAUGUCAGUGCGCCGAUGGCUGACAAGGAAUUUCGUUCCAAACUUGGAGAACAUCAGUCUGAACUCACUGCCUUCAAAGCAGAUCUCAAAUUGAAGAUGAAGUCUCUCAACAGACGUGUUUGCAACAGUGAAGAGAUUCCACCGAUCAAUGAAGAGCUAGGGAAGAUCGAAGAGCUGGUGAAGAACAUGCAAGUAGUUAUCAAGUGUCUACUUGGUCAAACUACCGUUGACAGCAAGACUACACUGCUCAUGUUUUUGGACGAUGCUGCGGUGAAGUACAACAUGACCUUCAGUGCCAGCAUCAUCAGGAGGGCAUUGAAAAUGAUGCUUUUUGAAGACAUCAAGCUAUUGGAGUUUGACCGCGUUAUGGGCGCAACACGUGAGACCAUCAAGGAGCGGUUCGAAAAUGAUCAGGAGAAUCCCAAGGAGACUGCUGACGACUUCUUUGCCACUACCAUUGCACAGUCUUUGCAGAAGCUGGUGAAGUGGGUCAUUGCUCAGAAGAAGGAGCAACAGCCUGCCAUUGACAAGCUUACCAAGUUUCUUGAUGCUAUCUAUGGCAGCCCAGUCAGCAACCUUGCCGACGAAGCUGGUAUCAUUUUGCAUCUCAUUCGCAAAGAUUCAGCUCCCCUUGCCAAACUGAAGUUUGCAGUGGAACAUAUGAUUGUGGCUGAAGCGAAGGUGGUUUUAGAGUCAAGGGGAUCAGAGGAGCAGCUACAUGAAUCAGUGGCAGAAGCAUUUGAUCCUCUCAAGGAUCUCAUCAGCAAAGGGUGCCAAUGCAUUCUCAAUGGUGCUGAUACUUUGCAGAAGCUACGAUCUUCACGGCAACAGGUGAAAGUUCUUGGGAAGGAGGCUGUUGAUGGCUUUGCAACCCUUGUGCGCAAAUCUAUGGCCAUUGUGGUGUGGUACAUCUGCCAAUCAGAGGAACCUGACGCUCUCAAUGAGGAUGUAGCAAAGUUGACACGACUUGAUCAGUGCAAGCCAUUUCAAGAUCUACUUGGUGAAGCAUGUGCAGUUUCGAAGGAGACUAUCGGCAUGAAGAGUGGUGUGAUUGUGGCAAACGGGGAGAAGCUACAUAACCUGCUCACUGGCUUUGCCAAAUCGAUCUGCGACUUUGAGGACUUUCUGGAAAUCUUGAUCCCCUCGGUCACCAAAGAUGAGAUUGGAGCCUUUUCCGCUUGUAUCAAGGGAUUAAUGGCUGAGCUGAGAACUUUGCGUGACUGUGUGACUGAGAAGGACGGUGAUGUUGCGAAGGUAUUCUUGCUGGAGUCUUUGGGCAGGUUGCAAGAACCGCUCAAGGAGCGCAAGCUCGAUUUUCAGGAGAUUGCCAAGUACACGGAACGGUUGUCCCUUCUUGCAGCAGCACUGCCACCUGAUGGAGAACGACGCAAUGUUCAGCUGAAAUCUUGUGGAUUUCUAGAUACACUUUUUGGACUUGUGGAAGUCACACAAAGUCAUCAACUCGCAGAAGAUGUGGCUCAGGGAGACUUAGUCAAGAAGUUGAAGGCAUGCAUUGACGACUUCAACAAGUACACGGACAUUGACAUGUUGGCUGUGGGAGUUCUCAAAACUCUUCAGAACAAGACCAUGGAGCUGCCCUUGACUGCGGAGCACUUUGGUCAGAUGUGCGCGAAGCUUAGUGAGGCAGUUGAAUUGGAUGCUGCUGUUGAAUGUGUAACAGAUCUGAAGUUACCAGAUACCUCCUCCUUGAGCUAUGCACCUAGUGAUGACAAGAGCCUACCAAAGCUUGAUCGAGAUUUUCCACAACUCACAGCUUUCAGUGAUCGCGUUCCGGAACUCUCGGGAUAUGCCAACAAGUUGCGCGCGGUGAUGAAUGAAAUCAAGAUUGCGAACUGUGAAUCUGACACAACCAAGUAUGACCAGGAGACGAAGACCAAGCCAGCACAACCUGCAGAAGAUUCACGAGCUACGUUGGGUGAACCUGCCGCAAGUAGUGUGACCAAUCCCCUUGAUGUUGCAGCUGAUCCGACUGUGGACAACCAAUCGACGUCACAGAGCCCAAUCGAGCAUAUGAAAAAGGACAACAACCCCACACCGUGUGAUGUUGAUCAAAAACAAGACCAUGGAGAAGAACCAGUCAAAGUGAAAGAUAGUCUUCGUGAUGAUCUUUCAGAGAUGGUUGCAGGUGCUUUAUCGGCAGGGGAGUCUUCAACAGCUGAUUCAUUUACAUUGCGGCCGUUUCUUGACGCCCAAAAACAUGAGAGGUUUCGGGUGUUUGCUGCCUUCUGGGAAGACACCCAUGGUCGUGAUCCAUUUCUGAGUCCAGCUACAUGUCACCAAGAUCUUGUUGACUUCCAAAGGUGGUUGAUCAAGGACAAGCAAGAGCAAGUGACCUAUGCUUCGAUUCUUCAAGAAGCACUGGCCAGUGAAGUCUGGAAAGACUAUGUUGCCUUCUGGACCAGUGGUGACAACAAGGAUGCCAUGGAGGCAACGUACUACGAGAAUUUCACAAUCGAUUCACCAGAUGUUGAUUCAGAGAUGGAAGUUUCUCAAUGGAUUAGAUUUGUGCAGAAGUUUGCCAAACAUGACAAACUGGCAAGCGGUGGACCAACUCUUGGAUUCAUCAACAACAUCAAAGAUGCCAUGCCAUGCCAUCUUCAUGACCUUCCCGACGCUUUGGACAAGUAUCGCUUUGAGUUUCCAGAUCGUGACAUGUGCUUCACUUUGUUGAAAGAGGUUUCCGCUGAUGCAAAGCUCUUCGAGACAUGGAUCAAAGACCAGGUCGUGCACAACUUCAUGUGUGAGAAUGUUGGGUUCAAGCAGAAGUUCCUCCUACCGGCAUACCAGGACAACUCGCGUUUGUUUUCCGAAGCUACACAACUCUUCACUGGAGAACGGAAAUGUAUCCGUCACAAUGACACCUGUGAGCUUCCGUCAGAAUUGUUUGCUUUGGGUGCCGGAUUCUCAUGCAAGAGCUACAGCAAACUUCACAAAGAUUUUCAGAAGUUUCAACACGCGAUGGCAAACGAGGACGAAGGUGACUAUUUGCUUCAUGCCACUGAUGAUGCAGUUCUUGCUGAAUUGGAACGCAGACAAACACGAAAGGCACAGGCUGAUCGAACCGAAGGUUCGAUUCGCUGGCCCCUUGAAGUUACAGACGACUUGGGUCGAAACGAAUGGUUUCAGACACUGCCAGACCGUGAGAAGGAGGCUCUUUCAUUCUAA